Scatophagus argus is the source of this 2016-nucleotide messenger RNA. RefSeq names its product galactosamine (N-acetyl)-6-sulfatase (gene galns). Lineage: Eukaryota; Metazoa; Chordata; Actinopteri; Scatophagidae. Gene Ontology annotation, molecular function: arylsulfatase activity; N-acetylgalactosamine-6-sulfatase activity. The coding region runs from base 47 to 1621 and encodes 524 amino acids. The transcript has 14 exons. The record is from RefSeq and is a predicted model, not a curated record.
CAAACCACUUCCUCGAAGCCGAUGCUCAUAUGACUACAGCAUAGCAAUGAGACUGAUUCUCACGGAAUCUUUGGUUCUCUUUUGUGCAGUAAUAUGUUAUUCCUUGACAGAAAAGACACCAAAUGUUGCAUCUCCAAACAUUAUCAUCAUGCUUAUGGAUGACAUGGGUUGGGGGGACUUGGGGGUGUUUGGUCAGCCCUCUAAAGAGACCCCCAACCUUGAUACCAUGGCUGCUCAGGGCAUGUUGUUUCCUAACUUCUACACUGCCAACCCACUCUGUUCACCAUCAAGAGCUGCUCUGCUGACUGGGAGGCUGCCUGUCAGAAACGGCUUCUACACGACUAACGCGCACGCCAGAAAUGCAUACACACCACAGGAGAUAGUGGGAGGAAUCUCGAAGGAUGAGAUUUUGUUACCUCAGAUGCUGAAGAAAAAGGGAUAUGUCAGCAAGAUAGUCGGCAAGUGGCAUCUGGGCCACAGACCACAGUACCUGCCUCUGGAAAAUGGUUUUGAUGAAUGGUUUGGCGCCCCAAACUGCCACUUUGGCCCCUACAACAACAGCGUCAGACCCAACAUCCCUGUCUACAACAAUUCAGAGAUGGUCGGCAGAUACUAUGAGGAGUUUAAGAUUGACAUUAAGACUGGAGAGUCCAACCUCACACAGAUCUACUUGCUGGAAGGCCUUGAUUUCAUACGGCGUCAGACUGAGGCCCAGCGGCCCUUCUUCCUCUACUGGGCAGCCGACGCCACUCACGCUCCUGUCUUUGCCUCCAGACGCUUCCGAGGGAAGAGCCAGCGAGGCCUGUAUGGUGAUGCAGUGAUGGAGCUAGACUACAGCGUCGGUCAGAUCUUGUCAUUGCUGCGGCAACUUCGCAUAGAAAAUAAUACCUUUGUCUUCUUCACAUCAGACAACGGAGCUGCUCUGAUGUCAGGCCCAAAACAAAGUGGCAGCAACGGGCCGUUCCUCUGCGGGAAGGAGACCACAUUUGAGGGGGGCAUGAGAGAGCCUGCCAUUGCCUGGUGGCCUGGACACAUUAAAGAGGGCGCGGUGAGUUUCCAGUUGGCCAACGUAAUGGACCUGUUCACCACCAGUCUGGCUUUGGCUGGCAUCAGCCCUCCUGAUGACAGAACCCUUGAUGGACUGGACCUGACACCAGUUCUGCUGAAUCGCUCAAACACACUCCAGAACAGGCCAAUCUUCUAUUAUCGUGGGAAUGAGCUGAUGGCUGUGAGGAUUGGACAGUACAAAGCACACUACUGGACCUGGAGCAACUCAUGGGAAGAGUUUAAACAAGGCAUCAACUUCUGUCCAGGUGAAGAGGUCCCAGGUAUAACUACUCACGACCAGAAAGAGCACACGCUGCAGCCCCUCAUUUUCCACCUGGGACAGGAUCCUGGGGAAAAGUUUCCUAUCAGUGUUUUGACUCAGGAGUACAGAGAUGUGCUGAGGAGGAUCUCUCCUGUGGUCGAACAGCAUAAGAAGACUCUCGUGCCCGGCGUUCCUCAGCUCAACAUGUGCGACGUGGCCGUGAUGAACUGGGCCCCUGCAGGCUGUGACAAGUUGGGAAAGUGUCUCAAAGUGCCCAAGUCUGAACCCUGGAAGUGUGACUGGCCACACUGAGAACUAAGAGAAAGAAAGAGGAACCUGAACCUGAAGCCGUGCCUUUCUGCAGACCAGCACACAAAGAUAUUAUUUUAAAUGAAAUGAUUUAGAAUUCUUUGUAAAAUGUUUCUGUGCAAUGUGCAAAAUCAGUGGAGAUGUAUUGGUAUGACAACAAUUCUUUACAAACAGAUUUUGCAGCUGUGAUUUUAAUGAGCCAACUCAAUGUUUAACCGUCCACGGCAUGAAUGCGACAAGAAUCAGUGGUUUAUGUCACAACUCGGUUUGAUGAUGUCCAGCAGAUAAGGAGAUGUAUUUGUUUUGAUCGUGCCUGAACUAAAGGUGGACUAUUGAAUUCUUCAUCCUUUUUAUAUGCACACUGCACAACACUUUAAAUAAAAACUAUUUUUGUCACA